Molecule: messenger RNA, 1356 nt
Organism: Dermatophagoides pteronyssinus (European house dust mite)
Lineage: Eukaryota; Metazoa; Arthropoda; Arachnida; Sarcoptiformes; Pyroglyphidae
Gene: Tgt
Product: tRNA-guanine transglycosylase
Cellular component (GO): cytosol
Molecular function (GO): tRNA-guanosine(34) queuine transglycosylase activity
Source: RefSeq, a predicted model, not a curated record
UUUAACGAUAGAUGUCGUUGAUGUUUGAAAACCACGUGACAAUAAAAAAAAAUCGAAUGUUUUUAAACUUUGAAAGAAUUUUUUUUGUAAAUUAAUAAACUUUGAUUCAUGGAUUGUCCAUUAUAUUUUGAAGUAAUAGCUAAAUGUAAAAAAACUCGUGCACGUGUCGGUAAUCUUCGUUUAAAAUCUACCAGUGAAUUUGGUAAAGAUGUUGAAAUUGAAACACCAAUUUUUAUGCCCGUUGGUACAAGUGGUGCAAUGAAAUCUGUAAUGCCCAUUGAAUUAGAACAAAUUGGUUGUCGUUUAAUGUUAUGUAAUACAUAUCAUUUAGCUUCACAACCCGGUGAAGAUAUUGUCAAUGAAAUUGGUCAUGGUGGUUGUCAUGGUUUUAUUCGUUGGCCACAUGCUAUUCUAACUGAUUCCGGUGGUUUUCAAAUGGUUUCGCUCAAUAAACUUAUGUCGAUCAAUGAAGAUGGUGUUCGAUUUGAAUCACCUUAUAAUGAAGGUGAAAUAUUUCUAUCACCUGAAGGAUGUAUGCAAAUACAACAUAAACUUGGUUCGAACAUUAUAAUGCAAUUGGAUGAUGUUGUUUCAGCAGUUGCACAAGAUGAUAAACGUUUUGAAGAGGCAUUAUAUCGUUCGAUUCGUUGGUAUGAUCGUGCUCGUAAAUAUCAUCAUCAAACUGGUCGUGAUAAAUUACAAAAUCUUUAUCCAAUCAUUCAAGGUGGUCUAGAUGAAUCAUUUCGACGAAUAUCGGUUAGAGAGAUUGUUGCACGUGAUCCACCCGGUAUUGCAAUCGGUGGUCUAAGCGGUGGCGAAGCUAAAGAAGAUUUUAUCAAAAUGGUAGCUAUUAGUACGGAAAAUUUAUCCGAUUCAAAACCCAGAUAUUUAAUGGGUGUGGGAUAUGCUGUCGAUAUGAUGUUAUGUGUUGCACUUGGAUGUGAUCAAUUUGAUUGUGUUUAUCCAACACGAACUGCAAGAUUCGGUACGGCAUUAAUCGGUUUAGGUAAACAAUUAAAUCUAUCUAAUCAACGUUACCUAACAGAUCAAUCACCAGUUGAUCAAGAUUGUGAUUGUUCUACAUGUUUAUCAUUAAAUCGAAGCUAUCUUUGUCGAUUGUUUCGUAGUAAAAAUCCAACCGCUUGUCAAUUAUUAACCGUUCAUAAUCUAAGAUUUCAGAUGCGUUUUAUGGAAAUGAUUCGUUUAGCAAUUAAAGAACAACGAUUUGAACAAUUUAUUAUUGAUACACUUUAUUAUAAUAUUGGUAAAAAUUAUAAUGAUUAUCCUGAAUGGAUUCGAAUUGCAUUAGAUAUUCUUCAAAUUGAUUUAAUUAAUUUGUAAAUAAUAAUAAAAAAA